Molecule: messenger RNA, 657 nt
Organism: Arthroderma uncinatum
Lineage: Eukaryota; Fungi; Ascomycota; Eurotiomycetes; Onygenales; Arthrodermataceae
Exons: 1
Coding region: 1-657 (218 amino acids)
Source: RefSeq, a predicted model, not a curated record
AUGGCGCCGUCUGCAAAGCCUACUCUUGCGCCUCUGAAGACUUCCAAGUCGCCCACCUUUCCAUCGGAAUUGCACGACAGCCCGCUCUUCUCUGGCAAAACGGAGUCUAUCAAGCAGGAAGACUUUCUCAGGACGCCCAUCACCCCGCCCAUGGCAUACACGGACUUCCUCAAGGUCGUCACUCCCAUAGUUGCCUCUCCAUCGAGCGCGAGAGACAAGAGUUUCGACCGUCUGGCUGCCGCAAUGUCCCAUACCUCUGCGACCAGCCCUUACUUCUGCAGCUGCUCAAAUGCCUGUCGCAAGUCGCCAACCGUGGCAUCGACUACCUCCUCUCCAGUAGUUCUACAUCACCACCACUACCGCAGCAGUGAUAGAGUCCGAAAGACUCCCACCUCAGCAAGACCGCUACGCAUAACUGCCCCGUCUCCAAAGUCUACGUCCCCUAGCUUUGACUCUCCGAGAUGUUGCUCUGCCCGGUCACCGUUACCUCCUCCAGACUGGAUAACUGAAUCGACUACCCGACGCACCGAAACCCCACGAUGCUCUUCUUGCUCACGACCUAUCAGUGUUCGCCAUGUUGUUACCAGAACCAUAACCUAUAAGCGCACAGCUCUCGAACCAGCUCCCAAGGGAAAGCGAAGGAAAGCUGAGGAAUAG